Cyprinus carpio (common carp) is the source of this 3578-nucleotide messenger RNA. RefSeq names its product heat shock factor protein 1-like. The record is from RefSeq and is a predicted model, not a curated record. Gene Ontology annotation, biological process: regulation of DNA-templated transcription. NCBI's taxonomy places the organism in Eukaryota, Metazoa, Chordata, Actinopteri, Cypriniformes, Cyprinidae. Gene Ontology annotation, molecular function: DNA-binding transcription factor activity; sequence-specific DNA binding.
GGUGGCGUCAUCAGAGCGCGACUCUUCUCAGUGCUGUUUGUUGCUACGCAGUUCAUACGCUGUGCGGAUUUAAUGGAAAUUUCCACUACUUGUAACGCAUCAAAAACACUUAUUCAGAUUAAUUUAAUCUUAUAUAUCGCUCUCUAAAAGGGAUCCGGACAAUCCGAGGGGGAAAGAGAACCAGAUUCGUAGCUGCGUUCGUACCACCACACUUUGAGUGUGUAACUCUGCUCUUCAGCAGUGACUCAGUACAGAGGGGUAAAUAUCGUCAGAAACAAUCAUUAAACUGUCCGUGAUGGAGUAUCACAGCGUGGGGCCCGGAGGUGUGAUGGUCUCGGGCAACAAUGUACCUGCGUUUCUGACCAAACUCUGGACGCUGGUGGAGGAUCCGGACACAGACCCGUUGAUCUGCUGGAGUCCUAAUGGCAACAGCUUCCAUGUGAUUGACCAGGGCAGGUUUUCCAAAGAGGUCCUCCCGAAAUAUUUUAAGCACAAUAACAUGGCCAGCUUUGUUCGCCAGCUUAAUAUGUAUGGCUUCCGGAAAGUUGUCCACAUCGAGCAGGGUGGGCUGGUAAAACCAGAGAAAGACGACACAGAAUUCCAGCAUCCAUAUUUCAUCCGCGGACAGGAGAAUCUGCUGGAGAAUAUCAAGAGGAAAGUCACAACGGUGUCAAAUAUUAAACAGGAGGACUUCAAGUUGAGCACUGAAGAAAUGUCUAAAAUGAUCACAGAUGUCCAAUUCAUGAAGGGCAAGCAGGAGUCGAUGGACUCCAAAAUCAGCACCCUCAAACAUGAGAAUGAGGCUCUCUGGAGGGAAGUUGCCACUUUGAGACAGAAACAUGCUCAACAGCAGAAAGUCGUCAAUAAGCUUAUUCAGUUCUUGAUCACACUGGCACGAUCCAACAGAGUCCUGGGAGUGAAACGAAAGAUGCCUCUGAUGUUAAAUGAUGGCAGCUCCACACACUCCGUACCCAAAUACUCUCGGCAGUACUCGCUCGAAUCGUCUCCCGCUCUCUCUCCCUCCUCUACAGCUUUCACAGGAACGGGUGUCUUCACUUCUGAAUCGCCUGUCAAGACGGGGCCAAUCAUCUCUGAUAUCACUGAACUGGCGCAGUCCAACCUUAUGGCCACAGAGGAGUGGAUUGAAGACAGAACAAGCCCAUUGGUCCACGUCAAGGAGGAGCCCUCUAGCCCCGUCCACAGUCCUGAGAUGGAGGAGGUGUGUCCUGUUGAAGUGGAAGUGGGAUCAGGUGUACCUGUGGACACGCCCCUUUCCCCUAUAACCUUCAUCAACUCCAUCCUCCAAGAGAGCGAGCCCGUCACCGCCCCGACCCCGCUUCCCCCCGACCAGAAGUGUCUGAGCUUGGCCUGCUUGGACAAUUAUCCUCAGAUGUCUGAGAUCUCUCGCCUUUUCUCCAGCUUCUCCACCUCGUCUCUACACCUCAGGCCUCAUUCCGGGGCAGAACUAAGUGAUCAUCUAGAGACCAUUGACUCUGGAUUAGACAACCUUCAGCAGAUCCUCAAUGCUCAGUCCAUUAACUUCGACACCUCGCCUUUCUUUGAUAUUUUCACAUCGUCUUCUGUUGAUGUGGAUCUGGACAGCCUAGCUAGUAUCCAGGACCUUCUGUCACCUGAACCUGUGAAAGAAACUGAAUCUGGUGCAGACUCUGACGAUUCAGGCAAGCAGCUGGUUCAGUACACGUCUCAGCCCGUGAUUCUUCCCGACACUGUCAGCACUGAAACCAGUGCCACCGACCUGCCCAUCCUUCUGGAACUGGAAGGCAACUCGUAUUUCGGGUCAGAACCAGCUGAAGACCCGACCAUCUCCCUUCUUAACUUCCAGUCUCCUGUCCCUGAAGACCCCAAACUAUCAUAGAGAGCAGCUUUUCUAAAGGGAUUUAUAUCUGUGUGGGUUUCUAAAAAUUUUAUUCUCUGCAUUUUAUUUUAUUUUUGGUCAUUUAACACAUCAGGACUAGCCAUUAGAUUAUUACGCUGGUAUUUCCCUUCACAAUGAGUCUGGGAAAAAUCUCUAAAAACAGUAGAGAGAAUUCAGUAUUCCUUCAAAACUCUACAUCAUGGAGUUGAAACAUCAAAAUUAGCUUUUACUUGUUGGCGCAGUAGUUUCCUUGUUAUUUAGGCAGUGAGAAAACCUCAAACUAAAUGUGUGAUGCUAAGGAUGUAAAUCUAAAUUUAUCGGCCACCCUUUGAGUGCUUACCAUUUAUUUAUUUUGAUUGGAUUUGCACCAAUACUUUGAGAUCUAUGCUAAGCGAUUGUCUUGCAGUCUGUCACCACUGCAAAACCUCAUGCAUUUUCCUGCUCUUUUGGUUGUCAUUAUUUAUCUGAUUGUUGCGAUUACCCCCAGACUGUUGUAUUCAUCUUUUUUUUUUUUUUUGCAGUAUAUAUUGGAACAACGGUUAAAUAUCUCAUUGAUAUUGAAGUUAAAGCAAAAAAAAAUAAAAUAAAAAUAAAUAAAACAUAAUGUGCACCUUUUAUAGCCAGAAAAUGCAGAUGGUUUAAUCUGACAAACAUGAAACAAGCAUAAAAAAUCAAUGUUGUGUAAACUUGUCCAGCGUCCCACUAACUGUCUUCAAAGCCAUAGCUGUUACUCAUCAUAUAAUGUCUGAUUUUCGGUUAGUGAUGAUGGGUAUGGGUAUGGAUUAAAGGUGCAUAUUUAGAGAUUUUAUUGAAAUCUUUUGUACAAAUAUUAAUCAUCUUUUGCUGUUGAAAGUUCUAAUAAGCAGGACAGCCAUUAAGGCUGUAUAUAGGAUUUAUGUUUGAAUAUAUAAAUAAUUAAGAGUCUGUGCAUUUGUUUUGAUGAAACAAAUUCAUUUCAGACUUUGAAAACAAAUUCAACAGGGAUGAAUUACACAAUAAGUGUAUUAUAUGGCAGGACAUUUUAUGCAUUGAUAACAGGUGUAUUGGAUGAUCUGAUAUAAAGAAUUUGUGCAAUAAUUCAGCUUUUAACUAACUUUGACAGCAACACACUGCUUUCUUUUUUCUCUUUGUUUUUGUUUGUUUAGCAAAAGGAACUAGAAAAUAUAAUAGGCGAAUCUUAUUAAGACCAUGUCUGGGCAUAUUUAACCUCAAAAUCUAGAAGAAAAAAAAAAACAUUUUAAAGAAAAUAAAGCCAAAUUUUUGGGCAAUUGUGGAUGAUUCCCUCCCCCCACCCCCAGGGUCCUAAAAAUAGGCUUCAUAAUAUAUAAUUUAAAAUAUAUUUUUUCUCAUGAUUUGGUUAAAAUGCAACCUGGACCUUUUUGUGAGAUUCACGUGUAAAUUGGAUACCAUAAGAAGAAUUGAAAUGGUAUUUUUUUUUUUUUUUUGGUGCAGUUUGUUCACAUGCUAUGCCCUAUAGACUUCUAUUGUUAAAUGCUUGUUUAUUUUUGGAUGGUCAGCGGAGUAGAGGAACUAGAGGAGGAAUGUCACUGGUUGAUGGUUCUGGUCAUUUUCAGUCACAUUUUAGUCAUUGAAUGACUUUCAUAGCCAGAGAGACAUUAAUAUUAGGCAUAAAUUAUUUUAUUACGCAUGUGAACAACACUUUGUGUAUUGAUAUGUUUCAAAUAAAAUGUUUUUGAAAGUA